AUGCAGUUUUGUUUAUUUUUUUUUUUUCUUUUGCAGGCAUCAGGUGUAAAAGUAGAUGCAAGUUGCAAGAAAGCUUAUGAUGAAUUACAUCAAAAGCAUCAACAUUCAUACAUAAUAUUUCGAAUUUCGGAUGAUGAUACAACAAUUAUUGUUGACAAAAUUGGCACUAAGAAUGCACCGUAUUCUGAAUUCGUUGAUGAAAUUCGGAAGAGUGUAGGUGAUGGUAAGGAAUGUCGUUAUGCUGCAGUGGACGUUGAAGUACAGGUACAACGGCAAGGUACAGAUGCUGCAUCUCGACUUACUAAAGUUGUUUUUGUGCAAUAUUGUCCAGAUGAAGCACCAGUACGUAGACGUAUGUUAUAUGCAUCGUCGGUUCGUGCUUUGAAAGCUACAUUGGGUUUGGAAAGUUUAAUGCAAGUACAAGCAAGUGAUAUCUCAGAUAUCGAUGAAAAAGCAAUUAAGCAUGAAUUGAUGAGUCAUCAACGUACUUAA
Molecule: messenger RNA, 492 nt
Organism: Brugia malayi
Lineage: Eukaryota; Metazoa; Nematoda; Chromadorea; Rhabditida; Onchocercidae
Exons: 3
Coding region: 1-492 (163 amino acids)
Biological process (GO): actin filament depolymerization
Cellular component (GO): cytoplasm; actin cytoskeleton
Molecular function (GO): actin filament binding
Source: RefSeq, a predicted model, not a curated record